CUCUUUUCUUGCACAGUGAGGCUACGAUCAAUAAAUUCUAGCUUCCAGCCCCAUCGCAAGACCAUGGAUCGACUUGCGCUCGGCCUAUCUCUUCUCUUCUCGUCUCUCCUUCUUUCCGAAUGCAGUGACAUAAUCUCCACGAGUUUCGCCGAUGAAGCCUCGCCUCUGGGGGCAUUCGAAUCGGCUCGCUUCGGCGAGCAGAUGAGAAGAGGCGUUUUCACGGCCGAUGCAAAGCUUUGCCACCGUGCAGGAUUUUUUUGUCAUCCUUAUGGAAGGCAUGGAGGCAAUGCCCACUUUGGCGAUGCUGCAGAGAAGACCGCCCUUGCAGCAAGCAAGCUCGGAGGGAAUGCUCACUUUGGUGACUUCCAUGACCGUGUACGCUCGCUGGAAGCCAGAGAUCUUGGCGGCAAUGCACACUUUGGUGACCUCAAAGAUCAUGGAGCUCUGGGUGGAAACGCUCACUUUGGUGACUUUCAUAAGGAUCACGGGCUUGGCGGAAAUGCUCACUUUGGUGACACUGGAUUGGGUGGAAACGCGCACUUUGGUGACUUCAAAGACCACGGAUCAUUGGGUGGAAAUGCACACUUUGGCGACUUCAAAGACCAUGACUUGGGUGGCAAUGCCCACUUUGGCGAUUUCAAAUCAUUGGGUGGCAACGCCCAUUUUGGCGAUUUCAAAGACCAUGGUUUGGGUGGCAACGCGCACUUUGGCGAUUUCAAAGAUCAUGGUUUCGGUGGUAAUGCUCACUUUGGUGACUUCAAAGACCAAAGUUUGGGUGGAAAUGGUUACCAUGGAUCAUUGGGUGGUAACGCCCACUUUGGCGACUUCAAAGACCAUGGUUUGGGUGGCAACGCGCACUUCGGCGAUUUCAAAGAUCAUGGUUUGGGUGGUAAUGCUCACUUUGGUGACUUCAAAGACAAAAGUUUGGGUGGCAAUGCUCACUUUGGCGACUUUAAGGACCAUGGCAAUGGAGACUUCAAAGGUUUAGGUGGCAAUGCUCACUUUGGGGACUUCAAAGACCAUGGUUUAGGCGUAAAUCCUCACUUUGGUGAUGCUUCUCUAGGUGGAAAUGCUCACUUUGGUGACCACGGAUUAGGAGGAAAUGCUCACUUUGGCGAUGCUUCUGUCAAACCAAGCACUAGUUGCAAGAAGAACAUGCCGCUGUAUUUGAUCCAGAUUUUUACUGAGUACGAGGAAGAGGGUUAUGGAGGAAGGAAGUCACUGCACUCUAUGGACUGGCCAACCAUCAAAGCCUUAAUAACGAAGUGCUCCCCUGGAAUGCUCCACCACUUCUUCACACUGGAAGAACUCCGACAAAGAAACGGAACUGAAAGUGUCCUCCCAAACAUCCGUGACACUUAUCCUCCACGGGCACUCCUGCCAAGCGCAAUGGCUAAGCACACAAACUUCGGUAAGCGGAGCCUUGACUCAUACUUGAAGGAGUUUAACGUCCCAAAGGAGUCUCCACUGGCAAGAAAAAUGGCCUUCACUCUGGAACUCUGCAAUGACAAUGCUGGGGGGAAGAUGAAGUGUGUGGCUUCCACGGAAGAAAUGGCCGAGUUCGUCACCUCCACCCUUGGCCCUGUGGAGAUUACCAUGGUGACAGGAAGCAAGGCUUUUGCGGCCGAGGUUGGAAAAACUAUCAAGCUUGGCGAGGUCAAGCCCAUCACGAAAGGCGACACUCUUAUGGUCGUCUGCCACACGACUAUGUUUCCAUACAAAGUUUACUUCUGUCACAAGGUGAGUAGCACCAGCGCUUCCAAAGUAAAUGUGAAGACCAGCAGUGGCAUGGAGCUCACUCCAAACGUUCUGUGCCACAAGAUGGGCAAGACUUAUGUUUGUCACUGGUUUGUGGAAACGGUCAUUAUGUUCGUUCCCAUUGCCACUGUUUAUGCUUGAUUGUAUCUUAGUCAUAAUAAUAAUAAUACUUAUUGGCUUU
Selaginella moellendorffii is the source of this 1939-nucleotide messenger RNA. RefSeq names its product polygalacturonase non-catalytic subunit AroGP3-like. The record is from RefSeq and is a predicted model, not a curated record. Lineage: Eukaryota; Viridiplantae; Streptophyta; Lycopodiopsida; Selaginellales; Selaginellaceae. The transcript is spliced from 3 exons. Bases 64 to 1899 code for a protein of 611 amino acids.